AUGGCGGUGGGGAGCUCGAUGUGGCCAAGACCGGAGAGGUGCGGCGUGCUGGUGUGCACGAUUGUGAUGGCCUUCAUUUUUGUGGCAUCGCUGCCGGUCGAUGCACUUGCAUCCAAGGCCUCCCUCGCAGCAAGCGUGCGUUUCGAUCCUUCCUCGGGUCUCUACCACGCGGCACCAGCAGGCACCGACGCGUCCCCCGCCACCGGCUACUUCGUGCCAGGCCUGAACAAGACGGGCUGGGAUGUGCUGCAUGUGGUGGGCUCGCCCAACUACACGCCCGACCAGCAGAUGUUUGCCGCCGGCUACGUGGAGGGUUUCCUGACGGCGAAGCAGAUCUCGGACUGGUACACGAACUACGAUGCCAACCUGUUCCACACCAAGCCCGUCUCGGAUGGCCUGCGCAACUACCUCACCCAACAGCUCUCGUGGGCUCGUGCCAUGAGUGAGAAGAUGAAGCACACGUUGGACUACUGGAUGCACGUGUCCCUCAUCCUGCAACAGUUCGACGGACUCGUCGCGGUACGCACUGCUUGCAUGUGA
Acanthamoeba castellanii str. Neff is the source of this 540-nucleotide messenger RNA. RefSeq lists its product as uncharacterized. The record is from RefSeq and is a predicted model, not a curated record. The transcript is spliced from 4 exons. Gene Ontology annotation, biological process: phospholipid catabolic process. Lineage: Eukaryota; Discosea; Longamoebia; Acanthamoebidae. The coding region runs from base 1 to 540 and encodes 179 amino acids. Gene Ontology annotation, cellular component: extracellular region. Gene Ontology annotation, molecular function: glycerophospholipase activity.